Myxocyprinus asiaticus (Chinese sucker) is the source of this 3616-nucleotide messenger RNA. It is a transcript of the gene acad9, whose product is annotated as acyl-CoA dehydrogenase family, member 9. The record is from RefSeq and is a predicted model, not a curated record. Bases 61 to 1959 code for a protein of 632 amino acids. The transcript has 18 exons. Gene Ontology annotation, molecular function: acyl-CoA dehydrogenase activity; flavin adenine dinucleotide binding. Lineage: Eukaryota; Metazoa; Chordata; Actinopteri; Cypriniformes; Catostomidae.
AACGGGUGAAAGGUGUUUCACGAAAUUAGAGGGUGAUCGGAGAGAGUUUGUACGCUGAAGAUGAACCUAAACAAACUUUUGGUUUUAUCAAAAUCGGUCAGGCUGGGAAGGAGUUUGAUCGCUGCACGAGUGGGGCAAAUUGGUGGAGACUGUCUGCAUCAUUUUCAGUCACAGCGCUCCAUUAGAUCCAGUGCGUGGAGUUUGGCAUAUGCCAAAGAUCUGUUCCUGGGCAAAGUAAACAAGGCUGAAGUCUUUCCCUACCCAGAAAUAAGCAACGAGGAAUUAGAGGAGAUCAACCAACUUGUUCAGCCAGUGGAGAAGUUUUUCAGUGAAGAAGUUGAUUCUAAGAAGAUUGACCAUGAUGCUGUAAUUCCUCCUGAGACUUUGAAUGGACUGAAGGAACUUGGGCUGUUUGGGAUCCAAAUACCUGAAGAAUAUGGUGGUUUGGGCCUCUCAAACACCAUGUACGCCAGGUUAGGUGAGAUCACGUCUUUGGACGGGGCAAUUGCGGUCACACUGGCAGCACAUCAAGCCAUUGGCCUGAAGGGUAUCCUUAUAGCUGGAAAUGAGGAGCAGAAGGCAAAGUACCUGCCCAAACUAGCAACAGGAGAGCAUAUUGCCGCAUUCUGCCUCACUGAACCUGGAAGUGGCAGUGAUGCUGCGUCUAUUCAAACACGUGCCACAUUGACAGAGGAUGGAAAACACUUUCUGCUAAAUGGCUCAAAGUUCUGGAUUUCCAAUGGUGGAUGGGCAGAUAUCAUGACCGUGUUUGCCAGAACGGAGGUUGUUGAUAAAGAUGGUCAAAAGAAAGAUAAGAUCACAGCUUUCAUUGUGGAGAGAGCAUUUGGUGGCAUCACCAGUGGCAAACCCGAGGACAAACUGGGCAUCAGAGGCUCAAACACCUGUGAGGUGACAUUUGAGAACACCAAGGUGCCAAUCGAGAACGUGAUUGGUGAAGUUGGUGGUGGCUUUAAGGUUGCCAUGAACAUUCUGAAUAACGGGCGGUUCAGCAUGGGCAGCGCAGGUGCAGGAAUGAUCAAGAAGCUGAUUGAGAUGACAUCAGAGUAUGCUGGGACUAGAAAACAAUUCAACAAGAGCCUGUCCGAGUUUGGAAUGAUUCAGGAUAAGUUUGCUACCAUGGCCCUGAAUGCCUUUGUGAUGGAGAGCAUGGCUUACCUCACAUCUGGAAUGAUGGACCGACCAGGACUCCCAGACUGUUCGCUAGAAGCUGCCAUGGUUAAGGUCUUCAGCUCUGAGGGCAGCUGGAUCUGUGUGAGUGAAGCCCUGCAGGUUUUAGGAGGGCUGGGCUUCACUAAGAACUUCCCCUACGAGCGCUACCUCAGGGACUGCCGCAUCCUGCAGAUCUUUGAGGGAACUAAUGAGAUUUUGAGGAUGUACAUCGCACUUACAGGAAUGCAGAAUGCUGGCAAAAUACUAACAGGAAAAAUAAAGGAGAUGAAGAAGGGAAACGUGGGUGUGGUGUUUGAGAUUUUGGGGAAGAAGUUGAAGGACUCAGUGGUGAAGACAGUGGACUUUGGACUGACUGGCAAAGAUGGUGUAGUGCACCCCAGUCUGGCGGAGAGCGCCAAAAUGUUUGAGCAGAAUGCUGCACUGUUUGGCUCUACUGUGGAAAGCUUACUGUAUCGAUAUGGAAAGGCAAUCGUGGAAGAGCAGCUGGUUCUCAAAAAAGUUGCAGAUGUUCUGAUUAACCUCUACGCCAUGACAGCUGUCCUGUCCCGUACCAGUCGCUCUAUAAGCAUCGGUCUGUGCAAUCAUGUCCAUGAGGUGCUGCUCACCAACACAUUCUGCAAAGAUGCUUAUUUCAAGAACAACUUCUUGAUGACUCAGCUUCAAAAAAAUUCCCCAGAGAAUAAUGAUGCCAACAUAAAGAAGAUCGCCCAGGAGGUCUUGGCAAAAAGAGCGUAUAUCUGCUCGCAUCCUUUGGACAGAACUUACUAAAGUGUCCAGGCUGUCUGCUGCAUUCUGAUUGGGUGACAAGGCAUUGUCCUCGGUUGUCACUGUCCAACCGUCUUAGGUCAUGUAAUUGUUUGCGACAAAGUUCUUCCCACUCCCCACAGCACUUGUCCGCCUAAGCAGCAAAUCUUAGUUUAACCCAUUCUUACUUCUGGUAAUAUGUUAGAUAUGUACGUUUAUUGUGUAUAUUACAUUUUUGCUUUAACUAUUAAAAUUCUUCAAAGAAUUGAGUGAUAUACAUUAUAUGUUUAUCACAAUAUGCAGUAUUGAUUUGAGCCUCAUUGUCCAUCAUUGGUGUGUAGAUUCUUUUGCAAUGUUUUAUUGCAAUAAUAUGCUCACUUUCUGUGACAUGCCUUCAUAAAAUGCCACUAAGUGCUUCUUAAUUUUGGUUAAACGACAUUAAAUGACAGUUUUGGGGUGAUUUUGGAGCAUAGAUUUUAAUGCAUAUCUGAGGUUAUGUCUUUGUUGGUUGCAGUUAUUGUAGACAUCUAUGGAGUAUCGGCACACUUCUAGAAGGCAUGUGUUAUUUUCUCUUCAUCCGUAAGUGGCAAAGCAUCUCGCUUGUGAUGGAAUGAAUGUGGCCUCCGGUAAUCUCUGUUAAAUAAUCCAGAAAUUAAUGUCAGAGCUGUUUCAUUGUGUUUUAACCUUGUUCCUAUACUCAACAGGCCUGUUUUAAACCUCCCUAGCACAGCUAACUGGAGGAUAACUUUAUGUUCUAGGAGUUUAUAUAAGUAGUCUGGAUGGUUCACCUCCACUUUGAGUUGUGGUAAAAUCAUUUGGUCUGUAAUAAAUUAUUGAAACUGUAGAAACAUAAGUGUGAAGAUAAUCUUUUACCUGAAGUUGAACUUGCUGUAUUGGGAUGAGUGUCUUGGGAUAACGUUUUUGUCCCAACUUAAACUGUGGUUCUGAAAGGGUGCAGGGGCAAAUGGAAUAUUGGCCUCUCUCUCUCCACUGAGCCGGUCGACUUGGUUUGCUCAACCACAGAAAUAGCAGGAAUGGGCUAGAGGAAAAACACAGGGAUAAGUUCUCUGAUGUAGCAAGCUGAGCCUCUCUUUAGGCAUGCUGAAGUAGGAUUUAUGAGUGUUUAUCAGGAAUGUUUCCUUUAUGCCUGUGUGCUGUUUUUUUAUUUUUUUAUUUUGGUUUAAAUUAAAAAAAGAAAAAAAUAUAUAUAUUUUCUUUUUCCUAUAAAGUCAUCCCUGGUCUCUUUAGAGAAUGUUUCAUGGGCUUGUCCUUCAGUAUGUCUUGUAGUUUAUCCAGGCCCACUCUCUUCAUGUAACAUUUAAAUUCAGGAACUCUUCCACUUUCUUUAGAUGUCCCAUCUGACAUUUUCUUCUUCAGCUGCCUGUUGUACGGAGUCUCUCCUAAAUUAAAACGAGGAGAAAAUGAGUGCACAUGAAACUGUCACCAUCCUUCCAACAAUUCAGGAUGUUGCAGGUUUUUUUGUAUCAGAUGUACAUAUUUGGUAAAACUAGCGACACUACUUUUUGUAGUGUGAAAGUAGCUCAUCUGGUUUCAAAACAGCGUAUAAUUUCCAGUAACAAGCUAUUUUUUCCAUUGCUGUUUUUUGUGUGUCACAUUAUAUCAUGGGCACAGCUUCACAUCUAAGUGUAAUGAGAAAAUGAUUAAACUUGCUAUCCUACAA